Molecule: messenger RNA, 2260 nt
Organism: Mercenaria mercenaria
Lineage: Eukaryota; Metazoa; Mollusca; Bivalvia; Venerida; Veneridae
Exons: 15
Coding region: 134-2260 (708 amino acids)
Source: RefSeq, a predicted model, not a curated record
CAAUUGAAUCCCGUCUCGUUCGUGUAUAAGCCUAUAAACAGGAAUAUCAAUUACCAAACCUUAAUGCAAAAUUGUUCAGUCUACAAAAUGGAGCGGACUUAAACUGGCUUUAAAUGUAGUCAAUGGAUAAAUCAUGCAGUCUGUGGAUUCAAUGAAGACUUUAUUUUUCUGCGUAUUUCUUUUGCUGGCCAUUGUUGUCGUUGAAGUAAACACAUUCGGUUUUUGUUUCGAGGACAGUGAUUGUACAACAAACAACACGUUCUGCGAUGGUGGUGAAUGUAUGUGCAUUGCUGGUCACACACUUUUGAAUGGAGUAGAAUGCUCACCAGUCUUUGGACGAUCUUGUCUUGAUGACCUCAACUGUGAUGACGGAAGAACAAUUUGCAAAGACUCUAAAUGUGUGUGCAACACGUACGAAUGGAAGGAAGAAAACGGCAUUUGUGUAUCGUAUUAUGGCUCCUUCUGUUCAGACUGGUCUGACUGCGGACUCUCAAACAACUAUAUGUGUGAGGAAAACACGUGCAGAUGUGGACCUGAAUAUAAACAUGAUAAUCACACGUGUGAAAAAAUUUUGAAUAGUAACUGUAGAAUUGACAACAGCUCAGAAGACUGCCCUCUUGAACAUGCAGUAUGUAAAAGACAUUACUGGCAUUGGAACGACAUGUAUGGACAAUGUAAAUGUGAAAAUGGGUUUGACGAAAACAAUGGUCUAUGUAUACAGGUUUUAGGUUCCAGUUGUAAAGAUGUAGGUUGCGGAAACACUCUCCAUUAUUCCUACAAAUAUUUAGAUCCCUCCUAUAAGCCAAAUGUACCAAAUCAAAACUACUAUUACUUUUACUGGUAUGAUGAAACAAGGUAUUGGUACGACUGGUACUAUUAUUAUCAUUUACAUCUCACAUGUAACAUUGACAAUAUGUGUGUGUGUGACCACGGUUUCAAGACAGAUGAUUCUGGUGUAUUCUGCGAACCAGUACAUGGAACUCCUUGUGAAAGCACAGAUGACUGCGGUACUUACCACGGAUAUGCAUGUGACACUGACUUAAGGCAGUGUACUUGUGCCGAAAAUUACAUUAGUUACAGUCAGGAGUGGUAUGAACUGGAUGUUGACGAAACCUAUCAGUAUAUCAACAAUUAUAAUUUCGACCAAACGAAUGUAUAUUUGUGUAAACCUGAACUCGGAGAGUCUUGUUCAGUUGUUAAUUGCACUUUUGAAAAUGCUUACUGUAACGAAAACAAUAACUGCACUUGCGAAGAAGGUUACACAGAGGAUAGUGAUGGCACUUGCCAACAAGUUCUUGGAAUGUCGUGCAUACGUGACACGUUUUGUCAGAUAGUUCCAGGUGGAUUUUGUGCAGACGAUAACACGUGUAAAUGCAAGGAGGGCUUCUUUCAGACCGGAUGUCUAUGCCAAACAGUUUUAGGUUCAGUCUGUACUAGCACCAGCGACUGCCAGUUAGAGCACACAGUUUGUAAUGAAGGAUUCUGUGAGUGCGAAUCUUCCUUCGAUACAUAUGGCGAACGUUGUUUGAGUCAAGCCUGUUCUGAGGUUCCUGAGCUACCCGAUAUUCGUAGACGAUCCGUGCUUUACACUCCUACCGAGGGAGAACCGCUAAUUGAUGAUACUCUGCUCAAAGAGGGGUGGUACACAAUUGGAAAACACUCAGUUCACUCGAGUACUGAAUCUCUGGAAUCAGGAAGCUGUGCUACAUUUUAUCCAAUAUAUUUGACAGCCUCAUUGACGACCAGUCAGCAUGAUGCGAUGGCUUCGGGUGAAGAAAUAGCAGUCACAGCCAGUGUUGGAAACCUCGACAUAUAUGGACAUGCCGAACAAAUAGAUUUGAAGUUGCGAAAAUGUGGACAAGAGACCAAUGUUUUUGUACCCAAGCCAUCUACACAUUUUGCUGGGCUUUGUCUUGAUAGUGAACAUAUUCUCAGUAUGACACGGUCAACGGGAAUCAAGGCCACCGUUCUGACAGAUCUGCUGUUUAGUAAUGAGACGAUAGAAGGAACAACAAAACGUAGCCCUUUUCUCGUUUUUACCUGUGUCGCCUCGGAGUUUAUUAUUACUUCUACAUACCAGAGAUACCCGUAUGAAGGGUACAUAAUGGAUGAUGACAUAUAUUUCUAUUACGUGCACUGGUAUAUUGACAAUGUGCACUUUAAAAGCAUUGGACCACUAAGAAGAAAACACUUCAUAGAAGGAUCAUCUAUUUUUGAAAUGGACAUCAUAGAAGCUGGAUACGGAUUGGAUUCGCGGUAA